AUGCGUGUAACAACAAGGCGCAGUGCUCGUGGCUGGUGGCCCUGGUCCCUGGCGGCUGCGGCGCGCGGCUGCGAGAUCCGUAUUUCUGUGAUUCCCUUCGUUUUUACAGCACAGCAUGUGCAAAUGAGUUUUUCCACAUAUUCGAAACCUGAGUCGCUCGCUCGCAGACUCGUCUCUAAAGCAACGGAGCUACCCGGCCUCACAGGGAGUGCCGCAGAAAAGUCCUUUUCUCAAGGCCGACUCCUGUGCGAUGAGCCUCUCGCUGAACAACACUGCAAAUGUGUGGGUAGUAGUACCAGCAGCGGCUGCAGCAGCAGUAGUAGUAGCAGUAGUAGCAGCUGCAGCAGCAGCAGCAAAAAAUGGGUGACAAGAGACUACGCGGAUUCUUCACGAAAAAGCCCGCAGGAGCUCCCUCGCCAAAGGAAAACAGGGAGCUGCAGCAAAACAGCCAGUAGCAGCAGCAAAGCAACCAGCUGCAGCAAAACAGCCAGCAGCAGCAGCAAAGCAACCAGCCCUGCAGCAAAAGAAGCAGCGCCGACUAAAGUAGCGGCUUCCAAGGCAGCAGACACGCGAGCGGUGAAGACAGACGGCAGCGCAGCUGCGCCAACAGGAGGUGAUGCCCCUGCUGCAGUCAAAAGUGCAGUAUCAAAAGAUGGAGCAGCAAAGCCUGCAGCGCCUCCUCUGGGUAAGCCUGCGUCCAAGGAAAUGGAUGUUUCGGCAAAAUUACAAGAGGCAGCCGCAAAGUCUGCAGCAGCACCUGCUGCUUCAGGAGCAAAGGCCGAUGCGAAGACAGCAAUUUCGCCGCCACCUCCCACAAAGCCUGUGGCAGUCAAAGUGACCCCCAAACCCAUUGUGUCUGCAGCAGGAGCAGCAGCAGCAGCUGCUCCUACAGGAGCAGCUAAACCGCCACUGAUACACCCAGGUGACUCUUCAGCCGCUGCGCCAGCUGGAGCAGGCGCCGCUGCGUCAAAAGCAGCAACGGCAGCAAAACCAGCCUCCACAGAAGGCCAGAAGCGGCGGGAUGUUCUAAAGGAGGUUCUGGCAGAAGCUCCUCGAGCAGCUCCCUCCGCUACUGCUGCACGUUCACCGAAGCAUCCAGCAGUGCCUGCUGCAGCGAAGCCUCUUACUGUGCCUUCUAGGCCCUCGGCAGUAGGAGCGAAGGCGCAGCCAGGAGUGGGAGGAGCAUUAGCACCAGGAGCAUUCGCACCAGGAGCAUUCGCACCAGGAGCAUUAGCACCAGGAGCAUUAGCACCAGGAGCAUUCGCACCAGGAGCAUUCGCACCAGGAGCAUUAGCACCAGGAGCACUAGCACCAGGAGCAUUCGCAGGAGGACCAUUCGCAGGAGGAGCACUAGCACCAGGAGCAUUCGCAGGACCAUUCGCAGGAGGAGCGCUAGCACCAGGAGGAGCAUUCGCAGGAGGAGCACAAGCACCAGGAGGAGCACAAGCACCAGGAGCAUUAGCGGCAAAAAAGGAGGUGGCUGCAGCUGCGAAUGUGGCUUUGGAAAGAGUGCCGGCGUCCGAUCGUGCAGGGGGCCCUGUGGAAGCAAAGGCAGCUGCUCCAAAGCCCCCUAUGCCACCGCGGAACGUGUUACCAGUGCGCAUGCCUUUGCUCGCAAUGCUGAGAAGCGUUGAAGAGCAUUUGCAGCAGGAGAAUGCGGAGGCUGAGAGGCAGCUUCACGAAGCAGACAUGCUGCUUGCUGAAAAGCGGAGGCUGGACGCUGCGACACAGCAGCACGAGCAACAAAGCGUGAGGCAAGUCCUUAGGGCCUGGUUGCACCCCGAGGCUGCGGGGAGUGUCGCCGAAGGCGCUGGAUUGAAGGGAGCAGAACAGGCAGCGGCGGAGGAGACACUUCGUCGCCUUACAGAUAUUCGAGCCUCGGGAAGCCCCACGCUGCAACUGCUUGACGCUUUUAGAAAGCAUGCGGGUGGGUGGUUUACAUAG
Messenger RNA from Cyclospora cayetanensis, 1944 nucleotides. RefSeq names its product mucin-1-like. The record is from RefSeq and is a predicted model, not a curated record. Bases 1 to 1944 code for a protein of 647 amino acids. The transcript has 6 exons. NCBI's taxonomy places the organism in Eukaryota, Apicomplexa, Conoidasida, Eucoccidiorida, Eimeriidae.